AUGCUUGAUGACUGUUAUUUCUAUUUAUACUCAGAAUGUAAGUUAAAAGAGAGAUGUAGAUUUAGACAUAAUCCACUCUCUAAAGAUAAUUUAAUACUUUGUAAAAACUGGUCAAAAAACAAAAAAUGUCGUUUAGAUUGUCCAUUAAGACAUUCUUUAUAUCACGUUGUAAAGCAACGAUCUGAUACAAUGUGUUAUUGGGAAGACAAAGGAGGUUGUACUAAGUACAGAUGCGAGUAUAAGCAUGUAGAUCCAUCCAAGGAUGAAUGGAAAGAACCAAAAGUCAAAUUGUUAACGGAAAUUAUUGAAAGCAAAAAUAUACACAAUAAUACUUCAACUAUUAGUAUAAGUGAUAUUUCAGAGCCCGUUAAUGAUGAUGUAACAAUUUCUGAUGCAGAAUUUGCAGUUAAUAAAUGUUUGGAGGAUAAAACGGAAUAUAAUGAACUUGAUAAAAAUUUAAAGGUUGGCGAGGAUACAAAAUUUGCAAUUAAAACAUUUGAAUUAGAAAAUGUUAAUGUAUUAGUUAAUGACAAAGGCACAUCCUUACCGAUCUCGACUGUUGACUCUGAUGGAAAUCAGCAAUCAGAAACAAAGGUAGAAGCAUUGACAUUUGAACAAACGUUGGAUAGUAACAAUAAUGUAGAACAGACUUCAGCCAAUUCUUCUGAAUCAGUUCUUAAGCCAAAAAGCUCAUUUGGAAAUGAUAUAAUGGGUGAGGUUAAAAGAGCUGCAUUAGAAGAUCAAACCCUAGAAACAGAAGCAUUAUUGUUACAUGAACAAUCUGUUCAGUCAACAACUGGAUAUACGUGUUCUGAGAAAGACAAAGAAGCGGAAGCCGACAAUUUUAAAAAUGACAAUGCUGUUUCUUCUAAAAAUCUUACUAAAGAUAACCUUGAUGUUGCUGUCCAAUCCAAAUGUGUUUCUAACAAUGAAAAACAUUCUGGUAGUGUAGAGAAGCCUAUUGAGAUUUUAUCAAAUAUUUCAGAAUUAGAAGAAAAAGCACCGCUUAAGCGCAAGAUCGUUGAUCAAUCGCUAUAUAAAAAAUCCAAAUCUGACAGUAAUAUUGAUAUUGAAAGUCUGGAUAAAGAAAUAGCUGAGAUUGAAGAAUUGCUAAAGGAAAAUUAA
Molecule: messenger RNA, 1125 nt
Organism: Vairimorpha ceranae
Lineage: Eukaryota; Fungi; Microsporidia; Nosematidae
Product: zinc finger ccch domain-containing protein 11a
Exons: 1
Coding region: 1-1125 (374 amino acids)
Molecular function (GO): metal ion binding
Source: RefSeq, a predicted model, not a curated record